AUGGCAGAGUGUCCUGAACCAACAUCCAACGGCACCACUAAUGCAAAUAUUACAUCCAACUUACUAGUUAAAAUUGAAGACCUUGUGAAUUGCCGAAGCGUUGAGAGGCAAAGGCUGGAGUUUAAGGCAUCAUGGAACAAGGGCCCAACAAUGUUUCAAGUUGUCAAGACCAUCAGUGCAUUUGCUAAUGACUUUUAUAAUGACGAUGGUGGAUAUAUAGUGAUUGGGGUGGCAGAACCAGAAGAGAUCGAGAGUUUAGAAGCUGCAGUUGAACAGAUCGUCCUUCCUCCCGCCGGCAUAAAUCCGAAGGAUAUUGAACGUACCCAGAAGGAAAUUUUGGGCGCAUGCAAAAGCCUUAUAUCGCCAUCGUACUCGCCAAUAUUGUCCCCUGAAGUACUUCAGGAUAAGCUGGUUUUAGUUAUAUGGACACAAGCUAGUGAUGAUCGACCACAUAAAGCACGUGUAUCCACCAAGGGCGAAUAUCAUUAUUUCAUUCGCAAAGGACCCGAAACAAAAAGAGCCACUGAUAAAGAGAUCAAGUCUUUGAUGGAAAGCUCGUGUAAAACACCAUUUGAUGAUCGUAUGGCUAGACUGGGUAUGUUCUAUCAAGUAUUUAGUCAGUCAAUUUAUACAAGUUGGCGUUUUAAUUAG
Paramuricea clavata is the source of this 651-nucleotide messenger RNA. Lineage: Eukaryota; Metazoa; Cnidaria; Anthozoa; Malacalcyonacea; Plexauridae. The record is from the annotation of a GenBank genome assembly.